CAGGCGUGAGCCACCGCGCCCAGCUUGGGAGGCUUCUUUACCUCUGUCCCUACUGCCACACCUGGCCCAGGGAGAACAUCUCUCCAGCCCCCAAGACGCACCCUGACAAGCCACCUGCUCUUCUGUAAAGUUGACGGAUUUCCAUUUUGCAGAUUUUUAAUGCCAGCCACCCAUGCCAGGGAUAUGGGGACCCCAGCAGGAAUAGGGUUUGUAAACUGACCACUGCGGCACUACAGAUGUCAUUUCUAACUGUGCUUUAACUCACUGUUUGGCCCCAAGGGUGGCUUUUUUUAGAAACAGAAUUAAUUGCCACCCUUACAAUCAUAAUAUGAAACGUAAGUCAGGAGUCCUCGAUGGCUCUUACACCGGGGAGGUCUGAGCACAUCAGCUCCCAAAGCACAGCAGAGCCUGUGGUUUUUUACUGGCACAUCUGAGCCACUUUCUGUCAGCCCCACACUGAGGAGGAACAGCAGGGCCCUUGGGCACGAUUUUACCUGGCUGGGGGCAGGUGACCAUUACCUCUUUCCAGCACCCACUGGAAUAGUAGGGGAAUGCACAUCCAUCUCCAGGUCUGGCCUUCCUUAUAAAUGCAACACGUCACACCCCUGUCCCUGCACAUAUUUCCCCUGUCUCCCAUACAGGGUUAGGCUUGGGCCAUGCUGUCCCAGAAACCUUGCCAGUGCCAGAGGCCUAGAGCGGCGGUGGGGGGGCGGGCCUGAGCCUGCCAGGGAGUCCUCUAGAAGGAAGGAUGCCCAGCUGGGCAUUGGCAGGCAUCAAGUGCCCCCCUGCAGGGUGGGCUGAUGGGGUCCUGCCCCCUGUGUCUGCCUGUCUCUCUGCAGACCUGACCCCACACGGUCCUCACCUGCUGCCUCUGGAACUGCUGCAGGAACCCCACGAUCUCCAGGCAGGCAUGCCACAGACGCUGAGUGCCUCCGACAUGGUCACCCCAGGCAGCCUCAACCCACCCCCCACCGAGCCCACAGAUGUCGAACAGGCUGGGCAGCCCCUCCUGGAUGGAGCUCCAUCCUCAGCCUCCCUGGAAACACUGAUCCAGCAUCUGGUGCCCACAGCCGACUACUACCCCGAGAAAGCCUACAUCUUCACCUUCCUGCUAAGUUCUCGUCUCUUCAUCGAGCCCCGGGAGCUCCUGGCCCGAGUCUGCCACCUGUGCAUCGAACAGCAGCAGCUGGACAAGCCGGUGCUGGACAAGGCCCGGGUCCGGAAGUUCGGCCCCAAACUUCUGCAGCUGUUGGCCGAGUGGACUGAGACCUUCCCAAGGGACUUCCAGGAGGAAUCGACCAUCGGGCACCUGAAGGACGUGGUGGGCCGCAUCGCCCCCUGUGAUGAGGCAUACCGGAAGAGCAUGCAUCAGCUCCUACAGGCUCUGCACCAGAAGCUGGCUGCUCUACACCAGGGGCCAGAAGGUCUGGUGGGUGCCGACAAGCCCAUCUCCUACAGGACCAAACCGCCAGCGUCCAUCCACAGGGAGCUCCUUGGUGUCUGCAGCGACCCCUACACACUGGCCCAGCAGCUGACCCAUGUGGAACUGGAGAGGCUGCGGCACAUCGGGCCUGAGGAGUUUGUCCAGGCCUUUGUGAACAAGGACCCUCUGGCCAGCACAAAGCCCUGCUUCAGUGACAAGACCAGCAACCUAGAGGCUUACGUGAAAUGGUUCAACAGACUGUGCUACUUGGUGGCAACUGAGAUCUGCAUGCCAGCCAAGAAGAAGCAGAGGGCACAGGUGAUUGAGUUCUUCAUCGACGUGGCCCGCGAGUGCUUCAAUAUCGGCAACUUCAACUCCCUCAUGGCCAUCAUUUCCGGCAUGAACAUGAGCCCUGUCUCCAGGCUGAAAAAGACCUGGGCGAAAGUGAAGACAGCCAAGUUUUUCAUCCUCGAGCACCAGAUGGACCCAACGGGGAAUUUCUGCAACUACAGGACAGCCCUGCGAGGGGCAGCCCACCGCUCCCUGACUGCCCACAGCAGCCGGGAGAAGAUUGUCAUUCCCUUCUUCAGCCUGCUCAUCAAAGACAUCUACUUCCUGAAUGAGGGCUGCGCCAACCGCCUUCCCAAUGGACAUGUCAACUUUGAGAAAUUCCUGGAGCUGGCCAAGCAGGUGGGGGAGUUCAUCACCUGGAAGCAAGUGGAGUGUCCCUUCGAGCAAGACCCCAGCAUCACCCACUACUUGUACACCGCCCCCAUCUUCAGUGAGGAUGGUCUUUAUUUGGCUUCUUAUGAAAGUGAAAGCCCAGAGAACCAAACAGAAAAAGAGAGAUGGAAAUCUCUAAGAUCUUCUAUUUUGGGGAAGACAUGAAAAGUGCUGACCGGAGGGAAGAGGAAGAGAUGGAGCCUGCUGAAGCCAUCUACAGUCCUGCCUCAGAUGGCCCAGCGGGCAGAGGCAGGGGAGCGCCUCACUACUUUGCAAACGCCAACACUGUGGCCUGCCACCCCCCACAGUGGCCAUAUGAGCCCAGGAGACCUUUCGUGGGACUUCAGCCCUGGCAGGGCCCAGGGCCUCCAGACGUGUGGGUGGCACAUGCCUUGGGGACAUCCUGCCUUCAGGACCGUGGGGUCGUGUGACUGGUCAGUCUGUCCAUCCUUGGCAAGGACACGGCAUUGCCUCAGAGGGUCGGGCCACUGCAAGCUCCAGACCUUGCUCAGUGACGUACCACUUUGGCCAAUACCCACAGUCUGUUAUCAGGUGGCUUGGGAACUUCUGCAACCACAGCAGACAUCACGGUGCCAUGUGAGAUGCCUGCACCAGCUCCGAGCCCACCGGCAGCCACUGCCAUUUUGCCCAUGGGCUCUUGCCCUGCUCUGCCUAUGAGCUUGUCUCUGCAGCCCCAGGUACCCCCUUUCUGGAUGCUGCUGGCCCCAGGGGAUAGCUUUCUGGUGACGGCUGUGGAACGGGUCAGCAGGACACUGGACACACGGAGUUACAGUGUGUACACGGCAGUCCUGCUAUAAGCUUUAGUUGCUAUAAAGCCCAGCCCCCUGUAAACUUUAGUCACUAUAAACACACCCGUACACCCUGCUUA
Messenger RNA from Sapajus apella (tufted capuchin), 3035 nucleotides. It is a transcript of the gene RASGEF1C, whose product is annotated as RasGEF domain family member 1C. The record is from RefSeq and is a predicted model, not a curated record. NCBI's taxonomy places the organism in Eukaryota, Metazoa, Chordata, Mammalia, Primates, Cebidae. The coding region runs from base 749 to 2311 and encodes 520 amino acids. Gene Ontology annotation, biological process: positive regulation of GTPase activity; Ras protein signal transduction. The transcript is spliced from 14 exons. Gene Ontology annotation, molecular function: guanyl-nucleotide exchange factor activity. Gene Ontology annotation, cellular component: plasma membrane.